Molecule: messenger RNA, 1435 nt
Organism: Erigeron canadensis
Lineage: Eukaryota; Viridiplantae; Streptophyta; Magnoliopsida; Asterales; Asteraceae
Product: ALA-interacting subunit 3-like
Exons: 8
Coding region: 112-1167 (351 amino acids)
Cellular component (GO): endoplasmic reticulum; Golgi apparatus; plasma membrane
Source: RefSeq, a predicted model, not a curated record
UCUUUUCUUGUCGAUGAAAAAAAGAGUAUAAACACAAAAAACCUCUUUCUCCGUCCGUCCAUCCACCCACCGUCAUUCUCCACAUCCGGCCACCGCCGGAUCAUCAUCAUCAUGAGCCAUUCCACGACGGCUCCGGUGAAUUCAGCUUCCGUUGAUUCGCAAGAUUCAUCUGUUCCUCGUCGAAAUUCUAAACGACCUAAAUAUUCUAGGUUUACUCAGCAGGAACUUCCAGCUUGCAAACCUAUUCUUACACCUAGAUGGGUGAUUUCAGCAUUUAUGCUUGUGACAAUCGUUUUUGUACCGAUUGGACUGGCAUCUCUUUUCGCUUCCCAUGAUGUAGUUGAAAUCGUUGAUCGUUAUGACGAUCGUUGUGCGCCAACAGGUUCGAAAAGUGAUAAAGUUAGGUUUAUACAAUCUGAUGCUGACAAAACCUGCAAUAGAACCUUAAUUGUGCCAAAACAUAUGAAGCAGCCUAUUUAUAUUUACUAUCAGCUUGACAACUUCUAUCAGAAUCACCGAAGGUAUGUUAAGAGCCGAAGUGAUCAGCAAUUGAGGAGCCGAAGUGGUGAGAAUGAUGUAAGUACUUGUAAACCUGAAGAUUCUGUAAAUGGAUCGUCGAUUGUGCCUUGUGGGCUUGUAGCCUGGAGUAUGUUCAAUGAUACUUUCAGCUUCUCUGCUAACAACAAUCGGCAGUUACCUGUACAAAAGAAAGGCAUUUCAUGGAAAAGUGACAGAGAUAGUAAGUUUGGCAAAGAUGUCUUCCCCAAAAAUUUUCAAAAUAGCAAGCUUAUUGGUGGCGCACAUCUCAAUGAGUCUAUACCAUUAAGUGAGCAGGAAGAUCUUAUUGUGUGGAUGCGGACUGCUGCCUUGCCAACUUUUAGGAAGCUAUAUGGGAAGAUAGAGGUGGAUCUCCAGGCUGGUGAUACUAUAAAUGUGGUUAUGCAGAACAAUUAUAACACAUAUAGCUUUAAUGGCAAGAAGAAACUCGUGCUCUCAACCACAAGCUGGCUUGGUGGAAAGAACGACUUCAUUGGCAUUGCAUAUCUUGCUGUUGGUGGCUUGUGCUUCGUCUUGGCUAUGGCUUUCACUAUUAUAUAUCUGGUUAAGCCCAGGCGGCUUGGAGAUCCAUCUUAUCUGUCCUGGAACCGUAAUCCAGGUGGUCAUUGAUUUGUGCUAUAACUGGGUUGGAAGGACAUGUUUCCUGUUGUAUGUAUUUAACGUCUGAUUCUUUUGAGCCUUUGCUUAGUAGAUAUUAACUCCUUGAAUAUUAAUUUGUGGGCAAGACUUGAAAUGUAAAACUAUUUGCAGUUAUCUUAUUUUGUUGGAAACUUGGCCUUGUAGAGUUACUACUGACAUAUUGUAAUUUAAAAUUCUUGUACGUUUGGUGGUUUUCACUUUGGUUUGAUGUUUCAGGAGAUCGUAUUAUUUGAUUUAA